Mauremys mutica (yellowpond turtle) is the source of this 3109-nucleotide messenger RNA. It is a transcript of the gene ADAM11, whose product is annotated as ADAM metallopeptidase domain 11. Lineage: Eukaryota; Metazoa; Chordata; Testudines; Geoemydidae. The transcript is spliced from 27 exons. The coding region runs from base 328 to 2655 and encodes 775 amino acids. Gene Ontology annotation, molecular function: metalloendopeptidase activity. The record is from RefSeq and is a predicted model, not a curated record. Gene Ontology annotation, biological process: proteolysis.
UGCCUGGUAGCAGCUGCGGUUGCCUGCACUGGUGCAUUGUGCAUGCUCAGGAUGGAGAACUGGCAGCCGCUGGGCACUGCAGCCUAGAACCCCCUGCCCCAGUUGCUUCUCCUGGCCCACACCCUCCGUUUGUGCUGGCUUUCAAAGGUCCAUUUUCUCCCUCCCUCCUCAUCUGGCAAAAGGAAGCAAAGGCAGAGCGCGCCCGCCUCUCCAUGCGAAGCCACAAGAGGAAGAAAGGGCACGAAGGUCUCUCUCCCGAGGAGCAGCGUGAGCCCAGCCGGGGCAGAUCCCAGCACACGCUGAGCCCGGCGGGAUUAUGAGGCAAACAUGAGCCUCCUGCAGCAGUGGGUGUUGGCAGCUUUCAUCUCCCUCGUGCCUCAGUCAGGUCGCGCUAAGGCGGAGACGCAGCCUGGUGCCUUGCAGGGGAGGUUUCCCAGCCCUAGAUGGGACACAAGGCCGGUCGCUUCAGAAAUCACCCACCCCAGCAGGUUAGUGGGGCAGAGCGCGGGAGGAGAAGUCCAGAAGCAUCAGCUGGACACGAGGGUCAGGAAUGCGCCUCGAGGAGGAGGCAGCCCUUUUGUGCACCUGGCCCAGGUGAGCUUCCUCAUUCAUGCCUUUGGCUCGGCCUUCACCUUGGACCUGGAGCUGAACCACCACCUGCUCUCCUCGCGCUACGCGGAGCGGCACUAUGGCCAGGAUGGGAACAGCAGCCACGGCCCGGGAGCGGGGGAGCACUGUUACUAUCAGGGCAAACUCCGAGGGGAGGCGAGGUCCUUGGCAGCUCUGUCCAGCUGCCGUGGUCUGCACGGUGUCUUCUCGGACGGGAGGGAAAUGUACCUGAUUGAGCCCCGCAGAGCAGCCGAGCGUUGGCAGGAGCCUCUGCCUCACCUGAUCCAGCGCAUGCCAGCUCCCCGCCCCGCUCAGGGGUGCACAGAGCCAGGCUGCCUGCUUGCAGCCCUGAGACACCAGGGCCCAGACACCCGGCCCAGACUGCGGAGGAGGCGGCAGGUGCGGCGAGCCCAGCCCUCCGUGCACAGCGAGACCAAGUACAUCGAGCUGGUGGUGGUCAACGACCAUCAGCUGUUCGAACAGAUGCGCCGGUCUGUGGUCCUCACCAGCAACUUCGCCAAGUCCGUGGUGAACCUGGCGGACAUGCUAUACAAGGAGCAGCUGAACACGCGCAUCGUGCUGGUGGCCAUGGAAACGUGGGCCUCCGAGGACAAGAUCCACGUGGGGGAGGAUUCGCUGCAGACGCUGAGCGAGUUCAUGAGAUACCGGACGGAGGCGCUGCCGGAGCAGAGCGAUGCUGUCCACCUCUUCUCCGGAAGGACGUUCCAGAGCAGCCGCAGCGGGAGUGCCUACGUGGGAGGGAUCUGCUCGCUCACCCGGGCCGGGGGAGUCAAUGAGUACGGGAACGUCGGCGCCAUGGCUGUGACUCUGGCUCAGACCCUCGGGCAGAACGUCGGCAUGAUGUGGAACAAGCAGCGGCGCGCCGCAGGGGACUGCCGGUGUCCAGAUUCCUGGCUGGGCUGCAUCAUGGAAGACACGGGGUAUUACCUGCCGCGCAAGUUCUCCCGCUGCAGCAUCGAGGAGUACAGUCAGUUCCUGCAGGAGGGCGGGGGCAGCUGCCUCUUUAACAAACCCUUAAAGCUGCUGGACCCCCCUGAGUGCGGCAAUGGCUUUGUGCAGGCCGGAGAGGAAUGCGACUGCGGCUCGCUUGCGGAGUGUGCAAAGGGCGGCGGCAACUGCUGCAAGAAAUGCACCCUGACGCAUGAUGCCAUGUGCAGCGACGGGCUCUGCUGCAAAGGCUGCAAGUACGAGCGGCGGGGCACGCCGUGUCGGGAAGCCGUCAAUGAGUGCGACAUCCCGGAGAGCUGCACGGGGGACUCCAGCCAGUGCCCGCCCAACCUGCACAAGCUGGAUGGCUACUUCUGCGACCACGAGCAGGGCCGGUGCUAUGGGGGCAGGUGCAAAACCAGGGACAGACAGUGCCAUGCACUCUGGGGGCGUGCCGCUGCCGACAGGUUCUGCUACGAGAAGUUGAAUGUGGAAGGGACCGAGAGAGGGAGCUGUGGGCGCCAGGGCCCAGCCUGGGUGCAGUGCAGCAAGCAAGACGUCCUGUGCGGCUACCUGCUGUGCACCAACAUCACGGGCGUGCCGCGGCUGGGCGAGCUCAGCGGGGAGAUCACCACGAUGACCUUCUACCACCAGAACAGAUACGUCGACUGCAGAGGUGGGCACGUCGAGCUGGUGGACGGCUCGGAUCUGAGCUACGUGGAGGACGGCACCCCCUGCGGCCCCGGCAUGCUGUGUCUUGACCACAAAUGCCUUCCCGCAGCAGCCUUCAAUUUCAGCGCCUGCCCUAGCAGCUGGGACGGGAUGAUCUGCUUUGACCACGGGGUCUGCAGCAACGAGGGCAAGUGCAUCUGCCACGCUGACUGGACGGGGAAGGACUGCAGCGUCUACGACCGCAUCCCGGAGCCCAAGCCCACCGGCGAAACCGAGCGCUACAAGGGUCCCAGCGGCACCAACAUCAUCAUCGGCUCCAUUGCUGGCGCCGUGCUGGUGGCGGCCAUUGUCCUGGGGGGAACUGGCUGGGGAUUUAAGAACAUCCGGAGAGGAAGGUACGACCCGGCUCAGCCGGGGCUGGGAUAGCCCCCACCACUCAUCUGUCACCCAUCACCAUCCCAUCCCCUCCCCUCGCUCUCCCCCGGCUGCUGGGACGCUACCGUCGCCUCCUGCUGGUUGCUGCGCCUGCCUGCCUGGAACCUGCUGCACGGGCCAUGACCAUCGCUCCUACGCCUCCAUGGGGCUGUGUCCCCCUGCCUGGGCGCAGGCCUGGGGGCUCCGUGGGGCCAGCGGGAGGGUGAUGGCAGGAGAGCCCCUCCGUUGCCAGUGUGUCCUGGGCGCUCGGUCCGGGCCAGGCCGGAGAGGCAGGGAGCGCAGGAGCAGGCAGCAGAGGUUGGGCCGUCCAGCCCGGCCCCUUGCUGCCAGCAGCACCUGACCCCUGUGCAGGGAGGGCUCCUGCUGGGGCAGCCUGCCAGGGGCCAGGCCCAGCUGGCCCCCGCACUAGCAGCGGCUCCAGCGCUCAGCCGGCUCCCUGCCCCAA